Pollicipes pollicipes is the source of this 750-nucleotide messenger RNA. RefSeq lists its product as uncharacterized. The transcript is spliced from 4 exons. Lineage: Eukaryota; Metazoa; Arthropoda; Thecostraca; Pollicipedomorpha; Pollicipedidae. The coding region runs from base 133 to 750 and encodes 205 amino acids. The record is from RefSeq and is a predicted model, not a curated record.
UCCAGUUAGCGAAGCGGGGAGGUGUGUGACGCUCCGUGGAGACAGGCAGGCAAUCGGCGGCUCUGUGGACGAGAGGUGGACGAGCGGUGGAGGCGAGACACAGCGGUGGACGGAGGCCCAGGCGACACAGGCAUGGGAAUUCCAGAGGAGCGUCUGAAGAGGGUCGACUUCGGCAUCAACAUGGAGGCCAAGAUGGAUGCCAAGCGGACCUCCAUGAGCGCCGCCGAGACCAGAGUCAAGGCGGACGGCAUCUCCAGGAGCCCGCUCUCCAGCAUCUCCAACACUGACUCCGACGACAGCAUCGAGGUGCGCGUGCGGAGCCCGAUGCACCCCAAGUACCGGAAGCGGCCGCGCGAGCCCGUGCCGCGCCGCGAGCCCGAGGUCAAGGUCAAGGUCGACGACGACGCCGAGCGUUCGGACGGCAAGCGCUCCGCCGACGCCGCCGGCUUCGUCGUGCCCAAGAAGCGCUUCCGGCGCGAGUACGAGGCGGCGUUCGGUCUGCCGUUCUCGCCGUUUGUGGAGCCGCUGUUGGCGUACCAGGCGCUGGGCGCCGACCCGCGUUCACGAAGGUUGGCGAUCCUGCGCACGGCAUCGCUGUACAUCGGCUACCUCUCCCACGUGCUCUCCGAGGGCCCGGGCGUCACGGAGGAGAAGGUGUACGACCAAAUGCGCGCCGCCAUCCUCGAGGUCAUGACGUCCAAGAGUAAAAAGGGCAAGGACGAGGACGAGGAGGACGAUGACGAGUUAUAG